This is a messenger RNA of Phlebotomus argentipes, 2671 nucleotides long. Its product is annotated as N-acetylneuraminate 9-O-acetyltransferase. The transcript is spliced from 3 exons. The record is from RefSeq and is a predicted model, not a curated record. Lineage: Eukaryota; Metazoa; Arthropoda; Insecta; Diptera; Psychodidae. The coding region runs from base 8 to 2458 and encodes 816 amino acids.
AGUGCAAAUGACAGCAACGCGCGUCCGGAAGCCUGAGGAAGUCGCCUCCGGGAAUAUCAGUGAAACGGGCUAUUUCCGAGCUUCUGCCCCCGUGAAAAUGGGUGGAGAGUCGAAAGCAGAGUACAUCAUAGAGCAGCUAAAUGUGAGUAAUGCGAAGAAGAUCGCCCUGCUGAUGGUGCUGGCCUUCAUUGGCUACCACGGACUGAUUCACUUGCGCUAUGGCACGGACUCGUGCAAGUGGCUGCUGUCGAAUGGGCGGUUCAAGGGGGACAAGGAGUGGCAGCCGUACGGAUGCAUGAUGCACAGAUACUCGCAGCAGGACACCCGGCGAUGUUUCCGCUAUCUCGCCUUCUGGGGCAAUGAGAAUCACUUCGUCUUCAUCGGCGACACGCGCCUCCGGAUGCUCUACGAGGCUCUGAUCAAUCAUCUCCAUCCCAACGAUGAUGACAAUGGUUCGCUGGCCGAUUCGCCGGCACCGUCAAAUCUGGAAUUUCUGGAUCUGAAGCUGAAACUCCGCGUGAAUUACGUGCACGCGUCGGAUGUGACGCGAGGCGUGGCGGAGGAGUUCACAGCGUGGCGCAAAGAUGAGGAUCCGCCCUCGUUAAUCGUGGCGAGCUGCACGUACGCUAACUUCCUGGCCGGCAACACGACUGCAGAUCUCCUGAGGAGCUUCUCGCUGAAUCUCACGCACCUCGUGCGCCCAAUGGAAGAUGUGCUGGCGAAGAAAGUGCGGCUGCUGUGGAAACUUCAAGAUCCCAUUGUGGAGGACAAAGCGCCCCGGGAGUGGCGAAGCCUCACGAACGACGACAUCGAUGGCUUGAAUAGAGCCACACAGGGCGUCCUCAAGUACUCAACUGUGCCUAUUUGGGCGUCCUCACGACUCAUUGCGCAGGGCCUGCUUGACGAGGCGGUGGCGGGAGUGCACCUGGGCCCCCUGGCGCUCCGCCACGACGUGCAGAUCCUGCUGAACAUGUACUGCAACGACUACAUGAACUUCAACGACGGCACGUGCUGCAGCAGCGCCGAGCCCUACACCAUCCUCCAGGUCGUCACGUACGCCAUCCUGGGCGUGUGCGUGGCCCUCUCUGUGGCCAUGCUGCUGCGCCGCUGGACUCUGAAGCUACGCGGCCAGACGCUCUACGCGCCGCUCAACCACACGGCGGACGCCACGUCGCCGAUCCAAGCUCUGGCGACGCUGGCCUUCAUCAUGGCCUAUUUCUACCUCUGCGACCGCACGAACUUCUUCAUGAAGGAGAACAAGUACUACUCGGAGUUCAGCUUCUGGAUCCCCGUGGGCUACGUGUUUGCGCUGGGGCUGUUCUUCACCGAGGACAGUCGCUUCACCAAGGUCCUGCACCGCGACGAGACGGACGAGCUGAAGGGCUGGAUGCAGCUGGUGAUCCUCGUUUAUCACAUGACGGGCGCCGAGCGCGUGCUGCCCAUCCACAUGCACAUCAAGGUCCUGAUCAGCGGCUAUCUCUUCCUCUCGGGUUACGGCCACUUCACCUACAUGUGGCAAACGGGCAACGCGGGUCUCGUGCGCUUCUUCCAGAUCCUAUUCCGGCUGAACUUCAUCACCAUCCUGCUGUGCCUGUGCAUGAAUCGUCCCUAUCAAUUCUACUACUUCGUGCCGCUCAUCAGCUUCUGGUUCUGCCUCAUCUACGUCGUCCUGGCGCUGCCGCCGCACAUCACGGCCGCCACGGUGGACGCCAAUCCGUACCAGUACCUCUACCUGGCCGCCAAGUUUGUCAGCCUGCUUGCGGUCAGCACGAUUUUCUACAUGUCGGAGGUCUUCUUCGAGCGCAUCUUCGUCACGCGGCCCUGGAAGGCGCUCUUCGUCACCACGGACGACGACAUCCACGAGUGGUGGUACCGCUGGAAGCUUGACAGGUACACAAUCACGUCGGGAAUGGUGUUCGCGGCGGUGUUUCACGUGGCGCAGAAGUACACGGUGUUCGAUGACAACAAUCACGGGAAUCUCUUCUCGCGACGCAUCUCGCUGUCCGCCACGCUGGCGGCCGUGGGCGGCGUGGGCUUCUACACCACAUUCUCCUUCCUGUGCCGCAACGAACAGGAGUGCGAGGAGAUCCACUCAUACAUCGUGUUCAUCCCCGUGAUCGGCUACAUUGUGCUGCGCAACAUCUCGGGCAUCCUGCGCACGCGCUACUCCAGCUUCUUCGCCUGGUUCGGGCGCAUCUCGCUGGAGCUGUUUAUCUGCCAGUAUCACAUCUGGCUGGCGGCGGAUCGCCACGGCGUGCUGGUGCUGCUGCCCGGCUUCCCCACGCUCAACGUCAUCAUCACGAGCUUCAUCUUCAUCUGCGUCUCGCACGAGGUGCACCGCCUCACACUCGUGCUGCUGCCGUACGCUGUGCCCAGCGACUGGAAGCUGGCCGCGCGCAACUUCGUGGCCUUCCUCAUCGUCCUCAUCCCCAUCGCGCGCUACGACGGCAUGUUCUAGACACAACUCAGGUAAUUCCAUCUCUUUGCAGAGAGCAACUCUCGCGAUUACUCAACAGCUUACGCCGAAUUGCACAAUUUGAUAGUGAUUUUUUAGGCCGGCCACCUUUUUACUUUUGAAUCUAGUUUAAGUGUUUAUUUCUGUGCGAAUGACCAAAGCACUUUUUCACGAGGAAGUCACAAGAGAGUGCUAAUAAAAAUGGGCUUAUUCAAA